Molecule: messenger RNA, 5047 nt
Organism: Xiphophorus maculatus (southern platyfish)
Lineage: Eukaryota; Metazoa; Chordata; Actinopteri; Cyprinodontiformes; Poeciliidae
Product: contactin-associated protein-like 4
Exons: 24
Coding region: 179-4087 (1302 amino acids)
Source: RefSeq, a predicted model, not a curated record
CUCCCUUUCUCUGUGCCUCUGCCUCCCACCGUCUCCUCUUCCCCCUCAGUCUGCGGAGAGCAGCCGUGCAGACGGCAGCCUGCGAGGUUUCACCAGGAUUUCAGCGAGCGACGAAGACUCUUCUGAGAGCAGCAGAGAGGGAGAGCAGAUCAACGCUGCGGCUUCCCUCCACUUCAUCAUGGACCUGUGGACUAGCCGAAGGCGGGGAACAAACACACGGCUCGUCCUGAUGCUUGUCAGCUGGUGUGUGGACAUAAAUGCAGAAACAUGUCGCAGGCCGCUGGUAUCGAGUUUAUCACCGUCGUCAUUCAGAAGCUCCUCGCAGCUGUCCAGCAGUCAUGGGCCGGGUUUUGCUAAAUUAAAUCGGAGAGAAGGUGCUGGAGGCUGGUCUCCUCUGGACUCAGACAAAUAUCAGUGGUUGGAGGUCGACCUGGGUGGGCGGACGCAAAUCACAUCUGUUGCUACGCAAGGUCGCUAUGGGAGCUCUGACUGGCAAACGGCCUACCAGCUGAUGUUCAGCGACACGGGACACAACUGGAGACAGUACCGAUGGGAAGGACGCAUAGGAGCCUUUCCUGGGAACAGUAAUGCAGACAGUGUGGUCCAGCACAACCUCCAGCACCCUGUGAUCGCUCGCUUCGUCCGCGUCGCUCCUCUCCGCUGGAAUCCAAACGGUCGGAUUGGACUCAGGCUGGAGGCCUACGGAUGUCCUUACAAUUCUGACACGGUGAGCUUUGACGGCGACAGCAGCCUUGUUUUCAAGCUGAGUCAAAGACCGAGACAGACGUCCACCAACACCAUCUGUCUGACGUUUAAAACCAUGAGAAACUCUGGCUUUCUGCUUCACGCUGAAGGACGGAAUGAGCUCGGCCUCACUUUGGAUUUACAGGACGGACGACUUCUGCUGCUCCUUAGAAAAGGGAAGAGUUCCAGACAGCAUCUUGUGUCUCUGGGCAGCCUGUUGGAUGACCAACACUGGCAUCGUGUCGCGGUGGAGCAACACGGCAGUCACUUCAACCUCACCGUGGACAAAAACACAAAGUGGGUGGUGAUCCCACCAUGGUUCACCCACUGGGACUAUGACCAGAUGACCGUUGGAGCAGAUCAGAACCUCGACUCUCAAAACUCAAAUAGAAAUUUCCACGGCUGUGUUGAAAACCUUCUCUACGAUGGCCAGAACCUGAUUGGCUUGGCUAAACAGAGGGACCAGAGUGUUACUGCGAUGGGCAACGUGACAUUUUCCUGCUCUGAACCAGUCUUCGUUGCCGUGACAUUCACGGGCCCCCGGAGUUUCCUGCGGUUGCCUGGGGACAUAGGUCUGCUUUCGGCAGGGGUCUCGCUGGGGCUUCAGUUUCGGACGUGGGACACGGAGGUGUUGCUGCUGACCUUUGAUCUCCCGAAGCGAGACGGGACGGUAUGGCUACACCUGAGAGACGCCAAAGUACAUCUUCAAAUCCACAAGGCUGGAAAGCCCCCUGUAGAGCUAAAAGCAGGUUCAUGCUUGAAUGACGGUCAGUGGCAUUCAGUGGACUUGAGAUCACGACAACAUCUGACCGUCACAGUGGAUGGAACUGAAGUUGCCUCUGCAAGUCCCACAUACCCCAUCACUCCAGGAGGUCAACUUAUCUAUGGCGGUUGCCCGGCCGAAGGGAACGGCCGCUCGUGCAGAAAUCCCUCCAGUGCUUUCCAAGGAUGUAUGCGUCUCCUGACGGUGGAAGACGAACUGGUGGAUCUCAUCAAGGUCCAGCAGAGGCUGAUGGGAGAUUACAGCAACCUCCAGAUCGACAUGUGUGGCAUUAUGGACAGAUGUUCCCCAAGUUACUGUGAGCAUGGAGGCAGCUGCACUCAGUCGUGGAGCACGUUUGACUGCAACUGCUCCGGCACCGGCUAUGGUGGAGCCACAUGUCACAGCUCAAUAUACAAGCGGUCCUGUGAGGCCUACAAACACAGAGGCAACACAUCGGGAUAUUAUUACAUUGACGCUGACGGUAGUGGACCCAUUAAACCACAGCUGCUAUUCUGCAAUAUGACAGAAGUCGAGACGUGGACAGUGGUCCAGCACAACAACACAGAACUGACCAAAAUCCAGCCGUCCACAGAAAGAAGUCAGCAUCUGACUCACUUUGAAUACGCUGCGGACGAAGAGCAGCUAAUGGCAACCAUCAACCAAUCAGAGUACUGCGAACAGGAACUGGCUUACCACUGCAGGAAGUCCCGCCUUCUCAAUUUGCCAGAGGGCGGUCCGCUCAGCUGGUGGGUCGGAGGGCCCGGCACAGGACAAAGGCAGACCUACUGGGGCGGGGCCCUUCCAGGCAGCCAGCAGUGUGCCUGCAGUCUGCAGGAGAACUGCCUGGACCCCAAACGCCACUGCAACUGUGAUGCUGACCACCGCACUGUGUGGUCCAGUGACUCUGGUCUGCUGACCCAUAAGGAGUCCCUGCCUGUCAGAUCGUUGGUACUAGGGGAUGUCCGGAGGCCAGGAUCAGAGAGCUCCUACCAGGUGGGACCCCUGCGUUGCUAUGGAGACAAAAGUAUCUGGAAUGCUGCGUUUUUUGCCAAGGAAACGUCGUACCUUCACUUUCCCACCUUCCACGGAGAGCUGAGCGCCGACAUCUCGCUCCUGUUUAAGACCACCUCAUCCUCCGGCGUCCUCCUGGAAAACCUGGGCAUCAGAGACUUCAUUCGACUUGAACUCAGCUCCCCCACGGAGGUCGUCUUUUCCUUUGACGUGGGUAACGGCCCACUGGAGGUAAGCGUGAAGGCCGGCGUCCCGCUGAACGACGACAGGUGGCAUCGCAUUCAAGCCGAGCGGAACGUGAGAGAGGCGUCGCUUCGCCUUGACGAGCUCCCCGCCGCCACACAGGAAGCCCCUGCUGACGGACACAUCCACCUGCAGCUGAACAGCCAAUUAUUUGUAGGAGGCACUGCUUCCAGGCAGAAGGGUUUUCGAGGAUGUAUCCGCUCCUUGCAGCUGAACGGUGUUACUCUGGACCUGGAGGAAAGAGCGACGGUCACCCCCGGGGUCCAGGCGGGAUGCCCAGGCCACUGCGGCACCUACGGUGGGCUUUGUCAGAACCAAGGCCGCUGUGUGGAGGGAACCAGAAGCUUUUCCUGUGACUGCAGCUCGUCUGCCUUCACUGGAGCCUUCUGUGACCAGGACGUCUCAGUCGCCUUCGAGCCGGAAACAUCCCUCAGCUACAGCUUCGAGGAAAACCUGCCGAAUGAGUCAAACGGGAGCAGCAGCUCCCAUUUGUCCCCCUUUCUGCCCAACCUGAACCUGAGAGGAGAAAACGUUUCGCUGAGUUUCAGGAGCGCCCAGAGUCCUGCUUUGUUCCUUUACGUCAGCUCUCGCCGCAGGCAGUACCUGGCUCUGUUGCUCAACAAGCAAGAACAGCUAGAGGUGAGGUACAGGCUGGAAAGUAGCAGAGAAGAAGAAAUCCUCAGGAGCAGAGUGAGGUCCCUCGCUAACGGACAGCUGCAUUCUGUUUCCGUCAGCAGACUGGCCGACUCCGUCACCAUACAGGUUGACCAACAUAGCAAAGAACAUUUCAACAUGACCUCUGGUGUUGAAUUUAGUGGCAUAAGGUCACUGACUCUUGGUAGAGUUCACAACUCUCAGGGUUUGGACCCGGCGCUGGCUCAGCUCGGCUCUCUGGGUUUCGCCGGCUGUCUGUCUGCCGUCCUCUUCAACUCCAUCAGCCCUCUGAAAGCCGCCCUCCUCCGACCGCGCGCCGGCUCUGUUGUUGUCAGGGGCCCGCUCAUCCGGUCCAGUUGUGGCCCCGCUGCAGCCAAUCCCCACGCAGCGGAAAACACACACCACCAGCCAGACCAAUCAGGGUCGGUAGGAGGAGGCCAGCCGUUAGUGAAUGCCCUCAGAAGUGACUCGGCUCUCAUCGGAGGCCUGAUAGUGGUGAUCUUUGGGAUUGUUGCUGCAUUAGCCAUACUGAUCCGACUUCUGUACAGAAGAAAGGGGGCAUGCCAAAACCAGGAGCUGACAAAAACAGAAGAUAGCAACAGACUGCAGUUUACCAGCCAGACCAUCUCGCAGUUCGGUCUGACUGAGAGCCAGAAAGAAUAUUUUAUUUAGACGCAACCUCCCGGAUGGCAGACUGAGACACUUUGUAAUUCCUCGGUGCUUUGCACAACGACCCGAUAUGUGAUUGUGAUUUAUAUGCAGUUUGUGAAGUUGAACAAUCGGAAAAGCAAAACACUGUCACAACAGUCAGCUGUGAAUGGAUAAUGAUGUACAUUUUAAAGUGUUAACUGUUGAAAUUAUAAAUAAUUUGUGGUUACAUCUGGAGUGUUUUGUAUGAUAGAUGUUUAACCUUUGGAGGCUGGAAGCCGAAGAAAAUAUUUUAACUUUGGCCUCUUGCUCUAUGAAUGGCUGUGAGAAAUGUAUGUGCUUGCAAUAAUUUUUUUUUUUUCUCUUUCAAUGUUUUUAAGGCAGUAUAAAUAAUUUUCUUAUAAAAAAUGCCUUACUUUUGUCUUCUCUGUAGCAGGUGUCAACACACAUUAAAAUAACUUAAGGAGUGUUUUUAUUCUGGGCAGGCAGAAACCAAGAUUAUGUUUAAAACUGACACAAACACAAUCUUUUACUCCAGGAUGUGUUUUUUUUUUUUUAAAAUAACAUGUUUUUAAUAUUUUGAUCAUUGUCGUUUCCUCUUCCUUUGAUUUCCCACAGAUGCUUCAUCAUCAUGUCUGAAUCAUCAUUUAAUGUGUAUUUUCAUUCUAUACAUUCCAAACCAUGCAUUUAUAAGGUCAAAUAUUACUUUAUUUACUUUAAAAUGAUGUGACAGUAGAAUGUAAGACAGACAAUAUGUGAAAAAAAUAGAGCUCCUCUGAAUUCUGUUUGUUGCAUUCUGAAUUUCAUAUUUACAUAAAACAACUUUGCUCUACCGUUUCUAUUGCAGCACCGGAGAGCAAACAGAAGUUGGACUCUGUAGCGGUUUCCCGUGAUGAUGCUUUAAAAACCAGACUGACUUCCUCAGUCUUCAUCAUCACAGAACCACAUUUGGAGCUCGAUCUUUUAUAUUCGUUUUCAUUUUGU